AUGCACAAAUAAUAUUGAUUUUGCUAUUCAUGCAGCUUAGCCUAUGAUUAACUGAAUAAAUUAUUGGAGUAAUACCCAAUAAAUUAAAUUGGCCUUGAUUAGCUGUAUAAUUUUCCAAUCAGCAAUUGCUUAUAACUUUUUCCUUCUUUAUUUUGUUGAGUAUUUAGCUUAUACUUUUACAGAUUUAAUUAAUUUGAUAAGCCAAAGUUGUCACUUUUUGUCUUAUGGCUGCGACGUGUGAGAGGAGAGAACGGUUGCCAAAGACCAGAUUUUAUAGUUUUAUAUGCAUUUUUACAACUCUCUGAAAACAUUCAAGAGAUCUCAGCAACCCUCUGCUGUUAUGGGCUGUUCUCCUCCAACUCUGUUUUACUUCCAAUCAGUCACAUGCACUCUCUACCAAGACUCAGAGCACUUGCUCUCUUACACCAGAAACUAACAUCCAAUUCCCAGGUCAAACAAAUCCACGCCCAGUUGAUCAUCAAUGGCCUCAAUUCACCUUCCAUUUUGGCAAAACUAAUCCAGCAAUACUGCACCCUACCAGACCCACAAAGCAUCCAAAACUAUGCCUAUUCAGUUUUCAAACACUUUGACAAACCAAACCUCUUUCUCUUCAACACUUUGAUAAGAUGCUCUCAACCCAAGGAGUCUAUUCUAGUUUUUGCUGAUUGGGUAUCAAGGGGAGACUUGGUUUUUGAUCAUUUUACUUACAUUUUCGUUCUUGGAGCUUGUGCUCGAUCUCCUUCCGUGCCAACAUUAUGGGUAGGGCGACAAACACAUGCCCAGAUGCUGAAACGUGGUACUAUGUCUAAUAUUUUGUUGCAAACCACUGCCAUACAUUUCUAUGCAAGUAACAAGGAUGUUAGUUCAGCACGGAGAAUGUUUGAUGAAAUGAUAGUGAGAAACAGCAUUACCUGGAAUGUGAUGAUCAAGGGGUAUUGUUCACAGAGAGAAUUCGCCCCUGAAGCAUUGGUUUUGUUUCGAGGCAUGUUGGAAGAUGAUUGUGGAGUGAAACCAACGGAUACUACUAUGGUUUGCAUUCUUUCCGCAGCUUCUCAGUUGGGUGUAUUGGAAACUGGUGCUUGUGUUCAUGGUUAUAUUGAGAAGACGAUUCCUUUUCCAGAAAAUGAUGUGUUUAUUGGCACGGGUCUUAUCGAUAUGUACUCAAAAUGUGGAUGUCUUGACAGUGCUUUAACCAUUUUUAUGAGAAUGGAAGAGAAAAAUGUCUUGACUUGGACAGCAAUGGCAACCGGGCUUGCCAUUCAUGGAAAGGGGAAAGAAGCUUUGAAGCUUUUCGAUGAAAUGGAUGCUUAUGGAGUAAAACCCAAUUCAGUGACUUUCACCAGUUUGCUUUCGGCUUGUUGCCAUGGUGGACUUGUUGAAGAAGGCCUCCAUUUGUUCCAUGUUAUGAGGGAGUUCAAUGUCACCCCUAGUAUGCAACAUUAUGGCUGCAUUGUAGACAUUCUUGGUCGUAGUGCGCUAUUGAGAGAAGCCUAUGAAUUUAUAAAGGGGAUGCCAGUUAAACCUGAUGCCAUCCUGUGGAGGAGUUUGUUAAGUGCAUGUAAAGUUCAUGGGGAUGUUACAAUGGGUGAGAAGGUGGGUAAGCUCCUCCUGCAGUUACAGCCGGAACAGAGUUCUGUGGAUGCAAGUCCUAAUGGUGAGGACUAUGUAGCUUUAUCAAACAUAUAUGCUUCUGCAGAAAGGUGGGAAGAUGUGCAGAUGAUUAGAGAGGAAAUGAAGGUUAAAGGAAUUGAAAAUAAAGCUGGUAGUAGUUCUAUUCAAACUAUCAGCAAUCAGCUUAUGGAUGCGUUUUAGUUUCCGUAUCUUAGGUGAUCUCAAUGCUUCUUCCAAAUCAAGGUUUUGGUUUUGACACUGAAAUUAUUGUAACAAGCAGGGAAUAGAGUAUUUUCAGAGAGUAAACAUUCUCAGAAAAUGCAGAAACUUGUACAUUCCAAUCCACAGCCUUGGGAAAAUUGGAAAUUAUAGAGAUCAAUAACUAUUAUAUGUGUUAAUA
Molecule: messenger RNA, 2011 nt
Organism: Ziziphus jujuba (common jujube)
Lineage: Eukaryota; Viridiplantae; Streptophyta; Magnoliopsida; Rosales; Rhamnaceae
Product: pentatricopeptide repeat-containing protein At3g18970
Exons: 1
Coding region: 385-1812 (475 amino acids)
Biological process (GO): RNA modification
Molecular function (GO): protein binding; RNA binding
Source: RefSeq, a predicted model, not a curated record